Messenger RNA from Dacryopinax primogenitus, 1088 nucleotides. RefSeq lists its product as uncharacterized. Bases 24 to 1088 code for a protein of 354 amino acids. The transcript is spliced from 2 exons. The record is from RefSeq and is a predicted model, not a curated record. Lineage: Eukaryota; Fungi; Basidiomycota; Dacrymycetes; Dacrymycetales; Dacrymycetaceae.
CUCUUUCGUCCCUGCCACAACAUAUGACCGUCGAGUUACCGUACGACAUUUGGGUCGAGGUCGUUUGUCAUGUUGAAGAUCAAUGCGACCUGAUCCACUUCUGCCGUACCAACUCUAUGCUCAGCCAACUUACGACAAGGCGCUUAUACACCUCGGUUUUCUUCGAUAAUAUCGUGGAAAUAGCAAAAUUCUAUCGCACCGUCGGGGGGAAUGACCUCUUAGCCGCACACGUUAUUGCCUUGCAACUGGACUUGCAGAGGUAUGCAUCCUUCGUCAACAUAUCAUCUUAUCGAAGACACGGCUGCCUGCGAGCGCCUAGCUAUCUGCGCCUUAUCUUUCGGUUAAUCGGGAACCUACCUAACCUGAAGGAGCUCAAGUUCGGUUCCCAUCUCACGGACGAGCUUAUGUCUCAAUCUUUCUCAAUCAAUCUUGGACAGAUGCGGCCCCGCCUAACGAACUUCACGUUCACCAGAUUGCUCGAAUGUUCAGCCCUUCCUGUCCUCCGCUCCCAAUCCUCCUUAGAAUCUCUUUGCCUGCACUACUUUACCGCCACUAACUCCGUGGUCGAGCUUGCAGAUCUAUCAUCCGAUGCGAUUCCCCGACUGCGCCGUUUUAUUUGUGAUAGUCCUUCGUCUAUCCCGCUAGUACGAGGACGACCGGUCGAAGAAUUUUGUCUGAUGGGCAAUGGACCAUUUACCGCCAUCAACCCAGGUCACCUGUCGUUCUAUCUGGCACAUUUGAGGAACGCUUCUUCCAGAUGCCUACAGAAGUUGGAACUCAGUAUCCAGCCAAUAGAUUCUACGGUCCUGCCUCAAAUUGAACACGCCCUUCCGGACAUCAUGGAACUUUCUAUCUCGACACGUGAGCCAGUACAGUGGGUGCUACCAGCUCUCACUUCUUCCCGAACGCUAGACGCGUUUCGAGGAUUUACUCAACUGCAUACAUUCAAGUUCUACGCGACCAAUACUGGCGCCCUGACUCGCAACGAUCUUCAUGCAGCUAUGGACCCGAUCUGUGAUGCGUGUGAUACCCUGAAGAUGAUCGAAAUACAGGAAACAGGGGCCUACAAGAACUUUUUUGCGCUCUGA